This is a messenger RNA of Etheostoma cragini (Arkansas darter), 846 nucleotides long. RefSeq lists its product as uncharacterized. The transcript has 3 exons. The record is from RefSeq and is a predicted model, not a curated record. Bases 116 to 436 code for a protein of 106 amino acids. NCBI's taxonomy places the organism in Eukaryota, Metazoa, Chordata, Actinopteri, Perciformes, Percidae.
CAGACAGACAGACAGACAGACAGACAGACGGACAGACGGACAGACAGACAGACAGACAGACAGACAGACAGACAGACAGACAGACAGACAGACAGACAGACAGACAGACAGACAGAUGAGGCUGAACAUUUGUUCGGUUUUCCUGCUACUGAUUGGCUGCGUCUGUCUGCAGAGAGUCGGCUGCCGUCUGCCAGACUUCACCCCUGUGUCUCCCCGGCUGCAGGUUGAUGUCUCCGAUGUCUUGACGUCUCUGCAGAAGAACAGACUCGGGCGUCUUCCUGGACUCUGUCGACGGCUGAAGAGACGCAGAGUCACCAUUCUGUGUAACAGGGAGAAGUUCUGUUGGCCGACUCUGUCUCAGAAGACUCGUCCUGUCCAUGUGUGUCUCUGCCCCCGCGGCUCCAUGUGUUCACAUUUCUUCGUCCAAAGUCUCUGAAACGAUCUCUCCAUCAUGAACACGUGACAAAUAAUGUGUAUUUACUGUAUAUAUAUAUAUAUAUAUAUAUAUAUAUAUAUAUAUAUAUAACCAGACUCCAUGUAAAUAAUCACUACUUUUAGUGUGUAUAGAGCAGCAUAUCUCCACCAGACUCCAUGUAAAUAAUCACUACUUUUAGUGUGUAUAGAGCAGCAUAUCUCCACAUGUAAAUGGGUGAAUUAAGAGUUUAUUCCAACCAGACCAGAGUGGUGAUUGGUGGAACAGUGGAAAGAUGAACCAAGACGGCUUUUGGUAGUUUUAUUUUGUUUCUGUCCACUUUGAAUGAAGUGUGUUUUACGCUGUUAUAAGCAGUGAUUAUUAUCAUGGAGUCUGGUGGGUUAGGGGAUGGGGAUUUCAGGGCUGUUUCAUGU